Hydra vulgaris (swiftwater hydra) is the source of this 1037-nucleotide messenger RNA. RefSeq names its product leucine-rich repeat-containing protein 73. Lineage: Eukaryota; Metazoa; Cnidaria; Hydrozoa; Anthoathecata; Hydridae. The record is from RefSeq and is a predicted model, not a curated record. Gene Ontology annotation, molecular function: protein binding.
GCAUUCUUUUAACAAUUUUAACUCGAAUAUGUAAAUAUAAAGUUAUGUGUUGCGUUCAAUUAUUACCACCAAUUUUUCUAUACUGAGAGCAAUAAAUUAUGUUAGGUUCUGUUCAAAUUUUAGGAGAAGAUGUUGGAGAUAUUGAUGUUCGUGAUAUGUGUGACUCUCUUCGAGCCAAUUCCAUUCGCUUGUUAUCCUUACGAGGUUGUAGAAUGAAAGAUUAUAAUUUUAAAAAAUUAAUGGAAUCACUGAAAGUAAAUUCAUCUCUUGCACAUUUAAAUUUGAACCUUGGGCUAAUAAGUACAAAAGAAAGAGCUUUAUGCCUCGCUGAUGGUUUAAAAGGAAAUACAAGUAUCAAUACUCUUACAUUACAUGGAAAUCCACUAGGUGAUGAAGGGUUAACUAUACUAGUAAAUGCAAUUGAAAACCAUCAUCAACUACAAACUUUAGAUGUAGGUGACUGUCAGUUAGGAGAUCAAGCAGUAUCAAGCUUGUGCUCGUUACUGAAAUACAAAUCAAAUGAAAUUAAUUUACUUGAAUUAACAUUAACUGGAAAUAGAAGGGUUACACAAAUAGGUUGGGCAUCACUUGCAAUGGCAAUUGCUCACGGCUCACGUUUACAGAAACUUUAUCUUGACUAUAAUGAUAUCGGAGAUUUUGGUGCUGGGCUUUUUGCAGUAGCAUUAUCUUCAUCACCAUACUUAAAGUAUAUAGAUUUUGAGGGUUGUGAAAUUUCUGAUGCUGGAGCAGAGAUGCUUUGCGACUCCUUGGAAUGUCACAAUAACACUUUAUUAGAACUAAACUUACAAGGAAAUAAAAUAAAAGAAGAAAUACUAAAUGAGAUUAAGGAAUGUUUGUUAGAAAACAACAAUGCAAAAAAAUUUAAAUGAUUUUUUUAAUAAAUUUUCGAUUUAAAGCUGUAUUUUACACAGAAAAAAAUUUUUAAUUUGCAGUUUAUUUUUGCUUUGUAAAUAAUUGUUAUAUUAAUAACUUAUUGUAUAAUAUUAUAAAUGAAUAUAUAAAUAAUAUAUUGCUAU